AUGCCUCUGCUCGUCGAACAAGGUACAGGACCUUGUCUCCUUGGCAGAUCUUGGUUUGACGACUUGGGAAUCGGAAUGCAAGGCAUUCACUCGUUUUCGGACUCUGCGACAAAGUGGCUAAACCACAAGGUUUUCCAAGAAGGACUAGGGCAGUUCACAGGACCUCCGGUGUCGGUUGAUAUCACUCCAGAUGCCAUUCCCAUUUUCAAGAAGUUCCGACCUGUACCGUUCGCACUUAAAGAAAAAGUGGAUGCAGCGAUUGACAAAAUGGUACAGGACGGAGUUUUGGAGCCGGUUGCAUACUCAAAAUGGGCAACACCGACUGUGCCUGUAUGCAAACGGGAUGGAACUAUUCGGAUCUGCGGUGAUUACAAAUGCACGGUGAACACGGGGAGUUCACCGGAUACCUAUUCGUUACCUACAGCCACAGAAAUCUUCGCCAUAUUAUCAAACGGCAAGUUGUUCACGAAGCUGGACCUUAACCAGGCUUACCUGCAACUGCCCCUAGACGAGAACUCAUCAAAUAUCCUGACACUCAAUAAGCCUCGAGGUUUGUUCAGAGUAAAGCGUCUGCCUUUCGGCGUUUCGGCAGCACCCGGAAUUUUUCAACGCGUGAUGGACACGAUGCUGAAAGGGAUUCCCGGCGUAGCAACAUUUUUGGACGACGUCAUAAUAUCCGGUUCGACACCCCACGAACAUGACCAACGUGUUCAAGCAGUACUUGACAAGCUGCGUCAAGCAGGCUUGCGAGUAAACCACCGCAAGACGCUGUUUGCUAAAGAUGAGCUAGAGUUCCUCGGUUUCCACAUCAAUGCUAAAGGGAUCCAGCCUUCAAAAAGCAAAGUUGCGGCGAUUCACAAUGCUCCAGAGCCUACGAACAAAAAAGAACUACAGGCUUUCUUGGGGCUGGUGAAUUUUUAUGAACGGUUCCUACAGAACAAGGCCACGCUACUCGAACCACUAAACCGACUUCUCGACAAAAAUGCGAAGUGGGACUAG
This is a messenger RNA of Ornithodoros turicata, 999 nucleotides long. RefSeq lists its product as uncharacterized. The transcript has a single exon. The record is from RefSeq and is a predicted model, not a curated record. NCBI's taxonomy places the organism in Eukaryota, Metazoa, Arthropoda, Arachnida, Ixodida, Argasidae. The coding region runs from base 1 to 999 and encodes 332 amino acids.